GUGAAUCUGCUUCUCUUGAUAUUGUUCUUCAAUGUUUUUUGUUCUUUCUAUGUUUCCCCCAACACAUGAAUCAUUCAUUCAGACUUGAGAAUUUGCAGCUACAUGCAGACCUGGAUUUGUGUGUUAUGAAAAUGUAUGGUGCCUGGCAUGUCCAAGACUAGAUUUUUUGCUGCCUAGUGCUGCUGCUUGUUAAGAGAGGAGAGUAGAGGAGCAGAGCAGGGCAGGGAAGGUGAUCAAUUUGUUAAUUAGGCUGUCAACUAGAUAUAUAAAUUAUAUAAUAUUUUCUUUGACAAUGUAAGGGCCGAGCCCAUUGUUAAAACUUAAAAGCCCUUGGCGCUUUAACAGCAGCGACGUGUGUCUUUCUUCUCUAGUAUUACGUUGUUUUAGGAAGCAGAAGAGAAGCAGGUCUUUCUCUCUAGUUUCUCCUAUACUGCGAAGUCUGCACCUCCCUGUUUCUCAAAAACCCCGACUUAAUUAGGAAAGAGCUUUUCUUUAUUUGUCUGGCUUCUGAAACAAAAACCCAGUACAAUAACGCAAAGGCAAGCUUUCUUUCCCUUAGUUCAGCUGCUUCUGGCUCAUGCUACAGCCAUGCUACUUCUAAUUCUUUCCUUUAUCAUUAGUUAAGCUAAUAAGAGUUUGUUUUAAGCUAAUAAUAACUGUAGGUGUAUUUUUUUUCUUCUGUUCUAAUUUUAAGAUGGAUGGGCUUGUCAAGUCAUGGUAUAAAUUUGUGUUUUGGAGGAUAGCUUGACAUCAAGUUUUGUUUUGUUUUGCAUGGAAAUUUAAUGAAAUUUCGGCAAAAAAGAAGCUGUGGUUAUUCCAUGAGUUAAUUUUGUUGGGAAAAAUUGAGUGCAAGUCUACGCUCUUCAGUUUGCCUUAACAUAUUCAUUAUCCGGUUUGGAGAUUACGUGAGGUUUAAAGAUCGAUUAACUUAAUUAAUGUGUUAGUGAAAUCCUGGAGGUUAUGAAAAGAACCCAUGGAUUUGAUUAUAUGUGACUGUGACGUGAUUUGGAGCAAGUUGCUUCUGUGAUCCGAAACAUUGUAUUUGCUAUUCACCAAGUCAUGGAAACCCAUUCCUUUCUGCAAUAUCUCUUAUCAGGUCAAUAGUGUUUGGUAGCAGAACAAGUCUUCUUACUUAGUAGCAGCAGCUGUACAUAUUCCUAACUGGUUUAAGGCUUAGUGCAGCCAAUGUGAUCUUUACGUACACCUUGUUCUAUGUGCCAGAAACUUGCACUAUUUUUGGGUGUGACAGUAACUGUCAUGUGGGAGUGACAUGCAUAAUAAAGACCGUUGAAAGGCAGAACAUAAUAAGAAAUACAGAAGCUCAAGAAAAGUGGAAUGAUGGAGGAGCAAGUAAGAGUACUAGAAGGGCUGUGGGGGGAUGUGAGGGAGCUAAGCCUAGGAAACAGAAUACAACGGCUAGACUCGGCUCCAACCCCACUCCAAUUCCUAAGAGACUAUGUAUCACCUAACAAACCUUGCAUCGUCUCCAAUGCCAUCUCCCACUGGCCUGCUCUUAGCCUCUGGCCUAACCUUUCUUACCUUUCUUCCUCCCUUUCUGAUUCCACUGUCUCCCUUCACCUCACCCCAGAUGGCCGCGCUGAUUCCCUUGUUCCCCUAGAAACCCCUAAAAAAGGAGAAACAUGCUUUGCCUCUGCUCACGUGGAGCAUGUUCCUUUCGCUUGCGCUCUAGAUCUUGUUCUGAAUUCUGAAAGAAAUAAUGUGGUGGGAUACUUGCAGCAGCAGAAUGACUGUUUUCGGGAGGAAUAUUCGGUGUUGGCUUCUGACUGUGAUGCACACAUCCCAUGGGCUACUGAGGCACUGGGAGGCUGCCUUCCGGAGGCAGUGAAUCUGUGGAUCGGAAACCAUUCAUCUGAGACUUCAUUCCACAAGGACCAUUACGAGAAUCUGUAUGCUGUUGUUUCAGGGGAGAAGCAAUUCUUGCUACUUCCUCCUACGGACGUGCAUCGCAUGUACAUUCAAGAGUAUCCAGCUGCUCAAUAUUCUUAUACCAGUGGCUCUGGAGAGUUCAGAUUGGAGUUGGAGAAGCCACAGAGAUAUGUGCCUUGGUGCAGCGUGAAUCCUUACCCGCCUCCAGAGACUAAGGAGAAUGAGAUGUCCAAAUUUCCUUUGUAUUUCAAUGGUCCGAAGCCCUUUCAUUGUACUGUCAAGGCUGGAGAGAUUCUCUACUUGCCAAGUAUGUGGUUUCAUCAUGUUCGACAGAGUCCAGAUGACAACGGAUGCACCAUUGCCAUAAACUAUUGGUAUGAUAUGCAGUUCGACAUCAAGUAUGCUUAUUUCAAUUUCCUGCAAUCAAUUCAUCAUGGGUCGAUGUUGAUGAAUUAUGAUGCAACCAAGUUCACCUUAAGUGAUGAAUUAUGUAUUGAUGCUAAUGAAUUGGAAGCAGAGGAAACCAAUCAAGAAGAAGAUACUAAAGACGAAUGAGCUUUGAUUUUUUAAUGUGGUGGUCAAUCUGGUUAUCCAAUUCAUUUGUGAACUCUUCAAGCAGAAUAUGCAAAGAAAAUCACAACAGAAGACAUUUGCACUGUCUCUGUCACAUGUUAACAUGGUCACAAUUGAUUCAUGCAACUU
Molecule: messenger RNA, 2589 nt
Organism: Populus nigra (black poplar)
Lineage: Eukaryota; Viridiplantae; Streptophyta; Magnoliopsida; Malpighiales; Salicaceae
Product: lysine-specific demethylase JMJ32-like
Exons: 4
Coding region: 1336-2442 (368 amino acids)
Molecular function (GO): 2-oxoglutarate-dependent dioxygenase activity
Source: RefSeq, a predicted model, not a curated record